AUGACGACUGCACCGCUGGUGCCUCACCCUGUCACCGACAGUGGUAUCAAUGGAGGCCCGGGACAUCUGAACGGUCUACCACGCUAUCAUCCCAUCGCCAUGAACCCAAACCCACCUCCACACCCAGCAAUGCCACCACCAGAUCAAAUGGUGCAGAAUCAUCAUUUCCGUCACUUUGCACCGCCGUUGCUGCAUGAUCCUCAUGCUGGGCCCCCACCGGCGCCACCAACCCCGAGCCCGACCUCGUUGGAACAGAUCGAACAGCGUCUGCGGCAAUUGGAACAUGAGGAAAUGAACCGAAUGGCAACGCGCAGCCACAUUCUCGCCGUGCGCAAACGGGAAGAUGAGGAGUUUCGCAGAUUGACCGAGAGUGCAGAGAUGGAGGAAGAGGAUCUUCGACGACAGCGCAAGCGGAUGAAGAGAGAGUCGAUGGGCCUGGGAUCUAACAAUACGGCGGACUCGCCGCCGUUGCGCCCUACACCACCUCGUCGACUAUCAGAGACCAGUGCAGCUACGACACUGGCGUUUUUCAAGCAGCAGAGUCCGCCAGAGCCUCGUCAGACUCCUCUUCCUCCUGCAUCACAGCCACAGCAACAACAAGCGCCUCCUAUGCCCCCACCAGCUCAUCUUCAUCAAGCCCACCCUUCUCACCCACCCCAUCCAUCUCAUCCAUCUCACCAACCACAUGCACCCCAUCCACCUCACCAACCUCAUCAACCUCAUCAUGCGCCCCCUCCCCAACCUCAGCACCAUAUUGUUCACCAUGAUUCUUUGAACGGCCCUGGAUCUAUCCGGCGCAAGCAAAAGUACACUAUCAAGAACGUCGAGGCAUGGGGCGAGCGUCACGGCCGCCCAGCAGCCCACGACCCAUCAGGCCGAGCCCUAUGGAAACGGCCUUCAGACGGCAGCCUAGUGUAUCUGACCUGCCCAAUCUCAGGCUGUGGAAAAUCAGACUUUGUCACUCUCCACGGCUUCAUGUGCCACCUGACCAAGAAACACAAAGACCGCACACUGGGCAGCCAAUCGCGCGCCCUCGAACUCUGCGGUAUCGUCUUUGAUCCCAACUCUCCAUUGCCCCCAGUGACAGCCCACCGUGGCUCGACAGAGAGCGCAACGCCAAUGGACCACGACGGAGACCAAGAUGAGGAUCUGGAGUCCGAUCCCGAAGAAAGCGAGGACUCCCCCGAAUCGUACCGCGUCAAGACUGAAGGAUCCGAACGUCUUGGACUCUCAGAAGUCCAGGACACACCCGGUCCACACGACAUGUCUCCGGUUCCGGUCCAAAAACCCGUACUGAACGGUUCAGUCAAACAAUCCAUUUCGUCCAUAAUCGACCGAACCCCCGAACCAGAGCCUAGAGAAGCUCUGGCUUCCCUCGCGCCUUCUGAGCCCGUUUCCCAAAAUCACACACCCAUCUUGGAACAGACGGUGCCCGUGAAGCGGAAAUUCGAAUACUCGCCUGAGAAAGAGAACACAGAACCGAAGGAGGGAUCUGCGACUGAGUAA
Molecule: messenger RNA, 1506 nt
Organism: Penicillium longicatenatum
Lineage: Eukaryota; Fungi; Ascomycota; Eurotiomycetes; Eurotiales; Aspergillaceae
Exons: 2
Coding region: 1-1506 (501 amino acids)
Source: RefSeq, a predicted model, not a curated record